UUCAGUAGAGAGCUUACGAUUCACGACGACGAUCAAUAGGACGACCCAAAGUAGCCUGGAUCUAGCGCGAUCCUCCAAGGAAACCCCCAUUUCUGGUCGUAGUGAAAUCGAAGAGGCCGAGAUUUUCCGGAUUCAUCGUUGUCUUAGAUCUAACACGUUGUUUCUUUGCUUUAUCAAACGCAAGAUGAGCGCAUCAAAUGAGAAGAAAGCAAGCCGAAUUCAAAUGCCCAAGAUGAGUUGGACAACUGCACAUGAUGUUGCAUUAUGCCGUGAGAUUCUUGUUCUGGAGCCAUAUAGAUUUAAAGUGGGUAGUAGAGAAAGGGGCCAAUGCUGGGAUUCAAUUGCAGAAAAUUUGAGUUCUUUAAGUUACCCAAAGUUUUCUGUGGACCAGAGGGCAGUAAGAGAUAGAUUCUCAAAGUUGGAGAGAUACUAUAGAAAAAGAAUGGCUAGCGAGGAACGAGCAAGUGGGAUAUCCCCAGAAAUGACAGAGCUUGAUGAAGCCCUAGAAAAUAUUAUUGAAAUGAUGGAGGAGGCAGUGAAAACUGGGAGAGGAAUUGAAAAGAAGAGGGAGGAGAAUGAGAAGCAAGUCGCAGAGAAUGUUAGAAAGCGCUCAAUGGAAACAUUAGCAGAGACAUUAGAGAGAGAGAAGGAAGGAACAGGAAAGAAGAAGAAGAGACACUAUUAUGGCUCAGACACAAUUGAGUAUUUGAAAGAAAAAAAUGAAAGGGGGAAGCAUUUUAUGGAAAAGAAAUUGGAGUUGAAAGAAAGAGAACUGGAUGUCAAAGAGAAGGCCUUGAAAAUAAAAGAAAAGGAAGUAGAGGGGAAACUACAAUGUUGCCAAAGGGAGGAAUGGCAAAAUAAUAUGCUGCUGCAGCUUGAGGAGAAAGUCAAUUUUUUGAAUCAACAGCAGCAACAGCAGCAUAUUAUUUUGCAGGAGAUCAAAGAGCAAAAUUCUAAGAUAAUGAAUUUAAUUAAACAAAGCUCUUCAGACUAG
Rhopilema esculentum is the source of this 994-nucleotide messenger RNA. The record is from RefSeq and is a predicted model, not a curated record. NCBI's taxonomy places the organism in Eukaryota, Metazoa, Cnidaria, Scyphozoa, Rhizostomeae, Rhizostomatidae.